Messenger RNA from Porites evermanni, 5338 nucleotides. The record is from the annotation of a GenBank genome assembly. NCBI's taxonomy places the organism in Eukaryota, Metazoa, Cnidaria, Anthozoa, Scleractinia, Poritidae.
AUGUCAUAUCCGCAGAAAAGGUUUUUCCUUUUUAAUUGUGACAAUACUUACAAUUUAGAAAUGGUAGAGAGGUUUUAGCUUGAGGUAGAGGAGAAAUAUGGCUUCAAAUUCUCAGUUGAUCGUCUUUAUUUUGGUCUGCAACGAAUGGCUGAGGUGUGCGACAGGAUUAUACCUACACUGGAUAUGGACGUCGCUGUCUUUGUUGUCUACGCGAACGAAUCUCGUCUCUCUAUGAACGAAGACAACCCCGGGGAUGGUUACGCGAGAAUCUAUCGAGCUUUGCUUAAAAUAACAGGUGGGCUUCAGCUAUCUCUUAAUGGCUCGCUUUCCAUUGCAUGAUUUGGUUUAAGGCAGUUUUAGAUACGCACACUGGAGAUUGGUGAUAUACUUAGCUUGCCUUCCACUGACUCGGUACAUAAGUUUUAAAAACGCACGCACAUGGUUGGUAAUUUUACUAAUACAUAUCCAGUUUAAAACGUAAGACACGGCAAUAUAAAACUUGUUCGACGGAUGCUUUGAUAGUUCACGCACAGAAUGAGAUGUUGAUACAACUGCAGAAGAAACCGUUCUCAACCGUAAGUCCCGUGACCCCUUCUUUUUAUUCCAAUAAUCUAUACUGUGAAGGCUUAAUUAGUUAAUAAAACGCUUUCAAAGUCCUUUUUAUAAUAUAAGAUAUGGUCAGGAUGGAAAAUAGUUAAUCGAUUAGGAAGGUAAAGACGUAAAAACUCCUGAAGCACUUUCGAUUUUAAGGGCAUCAGUUCAUAUGACACGCAGAUUCUAAACUAAUGAAGAAAAGUGUCCUGGAGAGCUCCAUACAAUUCCUCGUAAUUUUAGUAUAAGGAAUUGUAUGGAGCCUUCCAGGAGACUUUUCUUCAUUAGUUUAGGCGCGGCGGAUUUUGUCACGUAUGAUCAACGCGAGGAGUUUUUCCCGACCCUCUUCUGUCAGGCAAAUGGAAUCAACAACAAGUUUAUUCAGUAUUACCAUUUUGUACAGGUGUUACCACAGGUGGCCCAAGCUCGGUGCAUAAAUUACCGCGAGUUUCGAUACUGUUUUGCAUAUUACGAACGAUUUGAAGAAUUUGUAUGAGAAAUUCAUUAUAGCUGUAGAAAUACAGGCAUGAAUAUAGAAAUAAAUUGUACUUUCGUAAACUUGGGCCUGUUGUUGCCUUUUCGGUGUAACCUGGGCUCAAUUCAUGGGAGUUUUAUACGGUUUUACGGCACGUUGUUUAUUCGGUGUUGUUUUCCUACGUAAAGCGAAGCAAAGCAGGUGACUGCACAGGUGGCUCAAGCUCGGUGCAUAAAUUACCGCGAGUUUCGAUACUGUUUUGCAUAUUACGGACGAUUUGAAGAAUUUGUAUGAGAAAUUCAGUAUAUCUGUUAAAACGUAGAAAUGUGGGCAUAAAUAUAGAAAUAAAUUGUACUUUCGUAAACUUGGGCCUGUUGUUGCUUUUUCUGUGCAAUCUGGGCUCAAUUCAUGGCCGUUUUAUACGGUUUUACGGCACGUUGUUUAUUCGGUGUUGUUUUCCUAUUUAAAUCGGAGCAAGGCAGGUGAGUGCGUGCAGUCUUGACUCGCAAAUCUCUCCCACACCGAUGAACGGCGCACUGAUUCGCCAUUGAAGCGUCAGUUCUUUAAGGUCGCUUAAGUCUAUCAUCUAUUCGCCUCUUCAAGGGUAUCGUGAUGCGUUAUUUGAAGAAAUAAUUUUGGAAAGCUUUCGGUUCUGGGCAAUCUGGCGUUCGCUCAGGUAACUCGAUGACUACGUGUUGCGCGGUGAACGCGAACAUGGACUCAGGGGAUUCCGGUAAUCAAUAUUGCAUGACAAAACAUGGAUCUUCCUACCCUCAGAUAGUCUACUGAUUGCGCGUGAGCGGUGUUUGGAAUUAUCCAAUUACAUGAGCGAAUAUAAAAUGUUCGCCUUCCUUUUUUUUUUUUUUAGAUGAUAACGUGCUAAUCGUGAUAGGCGGAGACAGUAACUACAGAGAUGAAAACGAAGAAGUACGGUUUGUCAUCUCGCGCUGGGCGAGAAAGAAGGUGGCUUCUCAGUGCAGUGCAGAGUAUCUGGAUGGAAGGCAAAGCUUUAUCUUCUCUUGGGAUAAAAAACACCGAAUGAUUCACGAGGAAGCAAUGCGGCAUUUCCUUGAUCAGGGCAAAAGGGGAUCCAAGUUUGAAUACACACUACCCAGGCCCUUGCCAAAGCCCAUACCGCCUGUGAUCCCUCAGCACCUGUCGAAGCCGAAAACAACUGUGGCCACCUUUGCAGGCAGGAAUGUGAGGCAAGAGGUAAGAGCUAUAGUCUUCACUCUUUAUGCCCGGGAACUUACUGGAAGAUCCCGGUUUUAAGCCCUGGGCUUUUACAAUUUGGAAAAGAGUAUUGGAUGGGCUUAUGACAAGAGGAGGCUUAAUAGCGUUAUAAUUCCAAGCCACACCCUCUUCCGACACCAACAGCCCCUAACCGCAUCAUUGGAUCGAGAUACUCUUUCAAUAGCCAGUCAGCUUAAAACGACAAAUGGAAGUUAGCAUGACCUUUAAAAAUAGUAAUGGCUAAGUGAUUAUUAACCAAAAAGACACACUGAUAAUGAUAACGCUGGCCUUUCCGGCCUUCUUCAUGUCUAGUCCUUCUUUUCUGGCCGCACCCUUCCCCGAUCCGGCUUAAGUGUAAGAAGAUCGAAUUUAGUUUGUAAAGUUUUCACCAAAAAACUUUAACUAAAAUGAAUUUAUUUUAUUACUUUUAACUUAUGUUGUUUUUCCAUCCUUCGCAUAGUCGUCUUUGGUGGAAAGUAACACAGAAAUCCUUAUCCAAGACAACGAACAAGAUACUUACCGAGGUGAAAGUCUUUCGCUUGUUAUAAUUAAUGAUUUAGGGAAAUAAGUUUGGCUAAGGACCGUUGAACCUCGUAUCAUGUGCCCGUGUCGAUGUAUGCAGUUAUUUUAUGAUUAUAUGUACAGUACUAAGUAAGCAGUAAAAAGCCUCACACUUUUAAUUCUGUGUCUUGCUUUCUCGGUUCAAAGAAACAUAAAAAUCAUAUUAAGUUUAUUUAUAGUAAUGAAAACCAACAAGGCUAUUCAAAAUCGCCCUUAAAUAAAUGGACUGAAGCUUGAAAAAUAAAAGAUGCUCAGUAAUUUUAAUCUAUCUGCACAAAGCGGAAGGGCCGGUCCCCGUGAGAGAAUGACGUCAAUGACUGGGACAAUCGCAGAUAUCGAUGAUCAGCGUAAGCAGGCUAUCAGUUGCGCUGUUUCAUCAGCAGAUUAUUCAUAAAUGGAACGACAAAAUCAGGGCUCGAAAAAAACUUUAAUUCAAGCUAGUAGUUCGGCAAGCUGAUUUCACACUUUGCUGCCCAGGGCUACUUCUUGCUCCUCUGAGUUAUUGAUUUUGUCACGGGAUGACUUGCCUGGAUCCUUCCUUAUUGGACAAGGAAGCUUUUAAUGUUACUUGCCCAGCAAGUCCUGAUAAUUUAGUGAUUAAAAGAUAAAUCCUUAAAUGUACGUGUUUUUUAUAUUGUAGCGAUAAGUUCGGUUAUUAGUGGGAGAUCAGCUGGUGUCGAGGUAGAAACCGUUUUUCUGGAAACAAAAGUACGUUAUGGAGAGAUUUCGUACAACGCCAAGGACGUCCUACAGCGUAAAGGUGGGUGGCGACCUUCAGAGAUACAGGUGUCGAUCGUGAUGGAAGACCUGAAGCCCUAUGCUGUCCGCACAGUGAAGUUCUUCCGUUCUGGUGAUGAUCCCGCAGUUAAGUUUUCGUAUGACAAGAUGGGACCCCAGGAUCCCCUGCGGGAGUGCUCUGUGGUGUGUGUUCGUGGUGUUUUGGAGGACUACAGUGAAAGAUCCAUUAAAGAGUUCAAUAAAAAGUCCAGAUGCCGGAAAUGUAUACUCACCUGUUGCUGCUGCUUCUGCGUGCACCUCUUCCUUUGCUGUGGCAUGUUUAACGAAUGCAUGGUCACAUGUUAUUUAGCCCUGGUUCGCUGCCUUGGUUCCUUAUGGGGUUGGUGUACUAAUAGGUUCAGAGGCCGUUAAAAUAAUUUUAUUUUAUUUUUAACCAUUUUUGGAUAAAGCUGAAAUCCGAGUCUAAUAAUUCUUUUAUUAUUCAUUGAAAAUAUUUUAUACUUUAAAAAUAUGCUUACCUCGAUUGACGUCAACUUCCCGUCUUCGGCAAAUUCAAGAAUAAAGAAAGCUGUUUAGUCUUGCAGAUAUUCUUCAAAUAGCGUCUAGUUUUUUGCUGUUCUUGAUAUGCUUUUGGUUUAGGAAACAGUUUGGAAACCGUUACAAUUUUUUGCAUCAAUUUCGGUUGCUGGGAAACUGUCCACCUACCCCUCCCCUAAGCCAUCAUUUUGCCCUAAGUGAGAAGUGUUAAUGUUAGCUUAGGAGAGGGGUAGGUAGACAGUUUCCCAGAAACCUAAAGCGAUCCAAAUUUUCGGCCCUUUCAAGCUCUUUCAAUUUCAAAAAACAGCUGAGCUGCCGCGCCAAACCUCGUCGACUUCCUAAGGGGACUCACGGCUUACCGUACCCUUUCGUGUCUAUAUUCUGUAUGUUAACCUUUCAAACAAAUUCACUCUUGCAUAGGUAUUUGUUUCUCAUGCAUGUACAUAUACACAAAUAACUGGGAACACUUUCAUGAAUAAUUUGGCACUCUUUCGGAGAUAUUUCUGUGCUAAUGAGGGUACCACAUAUUCAGUACCGGGAGAAAUCAUGAGUCAUGAUCACUUUCAUAAUUCUCCUCAACUGCAUUCUUAAUGACAUAGCUACAUGUAAUUUCUAUUUUAGAGUAAGUCAUUUUGUUUGCACCUAACUAUUAAAAACAAUUAAGUUGUCAAAGUGUGAUUACCAUACUUGCCAACUCUCCCGGAUACGACCACAAAUCUCCCGGUCUCUUGUACGGGUCACGAAAUCUCCCAGAUGAAAUCGAGUUAUGAACUUUUCUGUGCUUUAAUUUGGAAUGUAUCCCAUUUUCUCCCAAAAUUCGAAUUUUCUUUGAUUCAAAGGUGGGUUUCUGGGGCAUUUUCGGUCGUCUUUCAUCACUGACUAAGAUUAUUUCGCCAUUACAAUCAUAAAAGCUACUUGUGAUGGUCUGUACCUCGUGUAACACUUCAUAUAAUGUCCCCUGAAGCCGAUCGGUGACUGGAUCGAAUUUUGCUUAUAGGCUGGGGGGUUAAUCGUUGACAUUCGAAGGGAGAGGGGGUACUGCAAAAGAAAGAGUCUCCAGAUUUUAGAAUUCCAGAGGUUUGCAUCUCUGGAUUAUGUACUACAACAAAUGCAAAUAAUCUUGAUCAUUGCUGUAGUUCACUUAACAAUAAAUAUUUUUCGCAGAUUACCAGCAUUUACCUGUUCUUUUCACUGCAGCAUUAC